GCAGGCGCAGAAGACGGACGGUCGGCACGCGGCUGGGAGGCGGGUGUGUUCAGUGGGGUGGGGUGGGGGUGGGCGUCCGGUAGUAGGGCUGCGGUGGGCGCCACUUGGUGUUGGGUUCUUCUUGGCGGUCCACCUCCAUUCCUGGGGCUCGGGUUACGCGGCGGCCGCCUUCACGCCUGGCCGGCCAGCAGUGUUAGGAGGUGGGGCGCCGCUAAGGGGAGACGCUCUUCGGCACUUCCGGACUCGUGAGGCUGCCUGGCGCGCGGAGCACUCUGGGAGUUUUAGUUCUGGAGAUGGAGCGAGCUGUGCCGCACGCCGUGCCUCUGGGUCAGAUGGAAGUAUUUCAGGCUCUGCAGCGGCUGCACAUGACCAUUUUCUCCCAGAGUGUCUCACCUUGUGGGAAGUUCCUGGCAGCUGGCAACAAUUACGGGCAGAUAGCCAUCUUUAGCUUGUCUGCUGCUUUGAGCUCCGAGGCCAAAGAGGAAAGUAAGAAGCCCAUGGUGACCUUCCAAGCCCAUGAUGGGCCUGUCUACAGCAUGGUCUCCACUGAUCGACAUCUGCUCAGUGCUGGGGAUGGGGAAGUGAAGGCCUGGCUUUGGGCGGAGAUCCUCAAGAAGGGCUGUAAGGAGCUGUGGCGUCGUCAGCCCCCAUACAGGACCAGCCUGGAAGUACCUGAGAUCAAUGCUUUGCUUCUCGUCCCCAAGGAGAAUUCCCUCAUCCUGGCUGGGGGAGACUGUCAGCUGCAUUCGAUGGACCUUGAGACGGGGACCUUCAUGCGGGCUCUCCGGGGCCACACUGACUACAUCCACUGCCUGGCACUGCGGGAGCGGAGCCCCGAGGUGCUGUCAGGUGGUGAGGAUGGGGCUGUGCGGCUUUGGGACCUCCGCACAGCCAAGGAGGUCCAGACAAUUGAGGUCUACAAGCACGAGGAGUGCUCGAGGCCCCACAAUGGGCGCUGGAUCGGAUGUUUGGCAACUGACUCAGACUGGAUGGUCUGUGGAGGUGGCCCGGCACUCACCCUCUGGCACCUCCGAUCCUCCACACCCACCACCGUCUUCCCAAUGCGGGCACCACAGAAGCACGUCACCUUCUACCAGGACCUGAUUCUGUCAGCUGGCCAGGGUCGCUGUGUCAACCAGUGGCAGCUAAGUGGGGAGCUCAAGGCCCAGGUGCCUGGCUCCUCCCCAGGGCUGCUAAGCCUCAGCCUAAACCAGCAACCAGCAGCCCCUGAGUGCAAGGUCCUGACAGCCGCAGGCAACAGCUGCAGGGUGGAUGUCUUCACCAAUCUGGGCUACCGAGCUUUCUCCCUGUCCUUCUGACCUCCAGUGACACUCCCAUCUCCAUGUCGGGUUCGGAGUGUGUUUUCUUUUUUUAUACAAAUAAAAUUUCAGGCUUUUCUUUCA
Messenger RNA from Camelus dromedarius (Arabian camel), 1403 nucleotides. RefSeq names its product THO complex subunit 6 (gene THOC6). The record is from RefSeq and is a predicted model, not a curated record. The coding region runs from base 294 to 1319 and encodes 341 amino acids. The transcript is spliced from 13 exons. Gene Ontology annotation, molecular function: protein binding. Gene Ontology annotation, cellular component: transcription export complex; THO complex. Lineage: Eukaryota; Metazoa; Chordata; Mammalia; Artiodactyla; Camelidae. Gene Ontology annotation, biological process: mRNA export from nucleus.